Ustilaginoidea virens is the source of this 699-nucleotide messenger RNA. RefSeq lists its product as uncharacterized. Bases 1 to 699 code for a protein of 232 amino acids. NCBI's taxonomy places the organism in Eukaryota, Fungi, Ascomycota, Sordariomycetes, Hypocreales, Clavicipitaceae. The transcript is spliced from 2 exons. The record is from RefSeq and is a predicted model, not a curated record.
AUGAGGCCGACCCUCGCCGUCGUCCUCAUCGCCGUCCUCGCACCCGCCUCGCUCCAGCAAAUCAUGCCCCCGACCUCUCAGCAGCAGCGUCUGCCCGUCCAACCCCCCGGCAAGGAAGACCUCUACUCGGACGACAACCCCCCGCCGCCCCGCAUCAAAUUCUCCAGCGGCACCAGCAGCGGCACCGCCGACGACCACGACCCCUCCUCCCCGGACAAAUACCACCCGUCCCAGAUCCAGCCCCGAAUCUCCCUAGCCGAGGCCAUCGGUCCGCAGCGCUCCAUCUCCUCCUUCGGCUCCGUCGCCCGCCUCCGCUCCCCCACGUCCGACCUGCUCUCCGACCCAGCCGCCAAGGCGACCGUCCUCGCCCCCCUCAACUCCGCCAUAGACGCCCUGCCCCGCAAACCGUGGGAAUCCCCCAGCGACUACUCCGCCCUGGGCGACCGAGCCUACCAAGGGCAGCAGGGCCAGGACCGCGCGAACCACAACCUGGAGCAGUUUGUAAAGGCCCACCUGGUCAUGAGGGCGCCGUGGCGGGAGGGCGACAGGGCCACCACCUGGGCGGGCAAGCAAGUCUGGUGGGAAGAAAAGGACGGCAAGAGGCUCAUUCUGCCGGACGGCGUCGAGGUGGACAGGGUCGUCUGCAGGGUUGCCAAUGGCGAACUGUGGUUGCUCAAAGGAGUGAUGAAUUACCAGUGA